AUUCGAUCCGAAUCACUGACGUUAAGGAAGCUUGCAAACAGACCGAAGCCAUCUACGGAGCACUCGGGAUCCUGAUAUUUAUUUCACAGAAAAAAAGCUGAUAAAGUGACAAGGAUGAAAACCCUUCACGUCGCUUUACUGGUGGUUGGUGGUAUCGCAGUCGUUUGCGCCAUUGUGAUACCAUGUGCCAUACUUAUACCACAAAACAACACAAAAGCGCCUGCACCUGUCACCACAACCCCCGGAAAACCAGGAACAGAAGUUACUACAGAAGUAACUACCGCUGCUAAUUCUGAUACUACAACACAAGCGUCACCCGACACACGGCCUGUAUUUACGUUUGAUGAUAUUUACAACAACAAGUAUAACUACAAAAGUAUCUAUCCUUCAUGGGAUGAAAGUACACCAGACCAAAGCGAUUUUCUUUAUUUUGACGGAGGUAACGUCACUCGACGUGUGAUUCAAAACCCAUACGAUGACGUCGAGCAAGUUGCUCCAGACACCUUGUGUGUAAAAUACGGAGGCUGUCGAAGUUGGUCGGUUUCUGCAGACGCAAAAUUUGUUUUCUAUAUCUACAACUAUACCAAGGUGUGGCGUCAUUCCUAUUUAGCUGACUUUGCAAUAUGGGACGUGGUUAAGGCGGUUGAAGUCGAGGUCCCUGGAUUCCCAAAAGAUGCUCAAAUACAUUACAUGAAGUGGUCGCCAACAGGGCAUAAACUGGUAUACGUGCACCAAUUCAAUGUUAAAUUAAUCGAAGACGUGGGGGCCGCUACACCAACCAUCGUAGACGUUAGCCCAACCGAUGGAAUGAAAAAUAUUAAGUACUAUGGCAUCCCUGACUGGAUGUACGAAGAGGAAAUGGUUUCAACGAACAACGUGCUGUAUUGGAACACAGACUCAACGAAAAUCGCUUUUCUUGAGACUAAUACUUCCAAUGUUGAGUUGAUUAAAUACUCUUGGUAUGGCGACGCGCAAUAUCCGGAGACGAUAGAGAUCGCCUACCCGAAAGCAGGAACCACAAUUUCAACUGUGAAGAUGUGGGUGUACGAUAUUACCACUAAUAAACUUGACGAAUUGGCCGCUCCCGCCGAAUUCUCAACUCCUGGCACGUACUACUUCUCUCGUUUCACGUGGCAAGACCCAUCUAAUUGCUUGGUGUCGUGGACAAACCGUUUGCAAACCAAGAGCAUUGGCCACCUCUGCGUUAUGAGCGGUGCAGAUACUUCGUAUUCAUGUUCUUCGACUGCAGCCAACACGGAGGAGGUCGUUGGUGGUUGGGUUGGAAGUUUCGGUCCUUUCUAUCCAAAAUGGAUCACUGGUACUAACGAUUACGUCACCAUCUACGCAAGAGCAAACGACGGCGACGCUUCAGAUGGUUUCUGGCAGCUGGCAUACGUUGCUGAAGGUGCCGCCAACUUUGAAUGGAUAACCAAAACCAAAUACGACAUUACUGAAGUCACUUACUACGAUGCUACGAACAAAUACGUAUACUACACGGCCGCUUACAACGAAGCAAGACGUCGCCACAUCUUCCGUGUGUUGGCCACCGCACGCGACCAGGCAGCCCCAGAAUGCAUGACCUGUAAAUUGAUGGACACAUACCCCGACCGUUGUGGAUGGGUGACUCCGUCCUUCAACAACGAUGGCAGUGCAGUGGUCAUCAACUGCAGAGGAUACUGGAUCCCAAUGACUCUGUACAUUAACAUUGAUGCAACUGGAACCUGGCAAAGUGAAGUUUUAUUGGAAAACAACACCGAACUUUUCACGAAAGUUGAAUCAGUUAAGUGGCCGCGGAAAAUUUACGGAACGUUUGCGAGUUCGGAUUAUCCGACGAAACCUUACAACUACGAAAUGUGGGUACCUGCCGACUUCGACCCAACCAAGAAAUACCCUGUCCUACUAGAAGUAUAUGCUGGUCCAGAGUUCCAAAAGAUACAAGACGUUUGGCGGAAAGGUUUUGCCCAAACAUACAUGGUUAGUACACGUGAUGUGAUCGUUGUCAGUGUGGAUGGGAGAGGAUCAGCGUUUGAAGGGUACAAGUUCAUGCGACAAGUUUAUCUAAAACUUGGUCAAUACGAACCUGUCGAUCAAACUGCUUUCGUUCGUUACCUCAUUGAUACGUACGACUACGUUGAUGCAAGCCACGUUGCGCUGUGGGGUUGGUCAUAUGGCGGCUACACUACCUCUCACACUAUUGGUUACGAUGGUGGGAAGACGUUUCAAUGUGGGUUGGCCGUUGCACCGCUGGGUGACUGGACGUGGUAUGAUGCGAUGUACGCUGAGCGAUACAUGGGAAAUUUGACCACGAACGCCGACGGUUACGAGAAAGCUUCCAUAGUCCGCGGCCAUGAUCUCAACAACUUUAAAAAUGCUUGGUACACCCUCAUCCACGGGACAGCAGACGACAACGUUCAUUUCCAAAGUGCGGCCGAAAUGGAAAAGGCGCUUGUUGAACACGACGUAGAUUUUGACGAUUUCUUCUACGCCGACCAAGCUCAUUCCAUCAAUAUUGGAAACGCAAACAAACAUAUUUACCGACAGAUAGAUCUCCGGUUAUCUCACUGCUUGGGCAGAGUUGACACACAAUAUCCCUCGGGCUAAACUUAGGCUUAAAUUAAUUGUACAGAAGUGCAGAUAUUUUAUGGUUUAGGUCGAAAAUAUCUAGUGCAUACAUUUGUAAUCAAAACACCUUAUAUCAUCAACUAUGUUUAAUUACGUCACACUUUUCAUCGUGAAUAUACAAAGUAGGAUCGGAUCGAAGAAGUUUAAAGAUUUUGGCUGGGGGAAGAUGGGACACCUGUUCAUUCUGUUUUCGUCUUAAUUGUUAGUAAACAAAGAACAUUCUAAGAUUUAUAAAACCUUUUAUCUUCCUGACUUCCACAGACCGUUCCUAAUUGUUUAAACCAAGAUCAGGAUAUUUGAAUAUUACGUGCUAAAGGUGUCCCAUCUUACCCCAUAAUAUUAUACAAAGUUUUUUUGCGUAUAUACAUCUAAAUUAAUUUGAAAUUGAUUUUUAUUUCACGGGAUCGCUGGAAGUCCAUGUUACGAUACGUGUCGUUUUUACAGCAGCAACGCGGUAUCGUGGGGAUCGCCGAAUAACAAGCUGCAUUUUAACUUGUGUAUUCGUAAGCUAACCAGUUCGCAGGAUUGUUAAAUACGAGGAGAUAAAAUGUGAUUGACAGUCGGUUAUAGACUGCGACAUAUUUACAUUAGAAAUUGGAAUAUCUACAUGAAACUCACUUUAUAAUUCAGGUUAUUUAAUUUUAACAUUCACAAUAAGAAGAAUCAACAAACGCUUGAA
Ciona intestinalis (vase tunicate) is the source of this 3301-nucleotide messenger RNA. The record is from RefSeq and is a predicted model, not a curated record. NCBI's taxonomy places the organism in Eukaryota, Metazoa, Chordata, Ascidiacea, Phlebobranchia, Cionidae.